Molecule: messenger RNA, 2864 nt
Organism: Capra hircus (goat)
Lineage: Eukaryota; Metazoa; Chordata; Mammalia; Artiodactyla; Bovidae
Gene: KBTBD12
Product: kelch repeat and BTB domain containing 12
Exons: 6
Coding region: 692-2563 (623 amino acids)
Molecular function (GO): protein binding
Source: RefSeq, a predicted model, not a curated record
UCCUGUGGGCUUUGUGAGUUUAGGACGAUUUGGUUGUAAGUUUCAAGUGCUCUGAGUUCCCACAUCGACAGACAGACGCUUGGCUGUGCUUUGCUUUCCCAAGCCCUGUUUCGAAGUAUUUACUCCACAGCAAAGUCUGAGCAGAAUUUUAGUGGACUGCUUUUCCAGCCAGGCUGCAUGGCCCCUUGUGAUUUUGCAGACCGGCCGUGAUCGCAUCUGGGUGCGUUCUGGGGGAUGGCGCGUGUAACCUUGGGGGUGGUGGGGUUGCAUCUCCACAGAGAGACUGUCUCCUGAUGGCCCCGGUCCGCCACCUGAGGGUCAGCUGAAUUUGGUAACAAGAAGUGGACACACAGAAGGUGCCCGUCUCGACUCCCUGCUGGUCCAGUGGUUGAGAGCCUGCCUGCCAGUGUGGGGGACACAGGCUGGAUCCCCGGUCUGGGAAGAUUCCACACGCCUCGGGGGGUAGGGGGGGACGAAACCUGCUCGGCCUAGAGUCUGUGCACCGCAGGAGACCCCUGCCCUGGGCAGCCUGCGCCCCGCAGCCGAGAGAGCCACCCAGCAUCUGAGAGCCGGCGCCACAGGAGUGCUUUAUGACAUCUCUGUUGCUUGGUGAGUAAUCAGACAUGAAAACAGGCCCCGGAGAAUCAAGCUACAUCUAAAGAGGACCUUCUUAGGCACCGGAGAGGGCGCCAUGGAGUGCAAGUCCGAGGGGAAAGAGAAAUACCAGCACAGCUUGAACUUGCUGAACAGAAUUAACAGCAUGAAAGAGCUAGCGGAGAUGAUCGACGUUGUGAUCAUCGCGGAAGGGGAGGCGUUCCCCUGCCACAGACUGGUCCUGGCUGCCUUUAGUCCGUAUUUCAAAGCCAUGUUUACCUGCGGGCUGCUCGAGUGCACCCGGAGAGAGGUGGUGCUUCACGACAUCACGGCGGAAAGCGUGGCGGUGAUACUGCGUUACAUGUACCACGCGGCCCUGGAGGUCAGCAACGCCAACGUGCAGACGGUGGCCGUGGCGGCCUACUUCAUGCAGAUGGAGGACGUCUUCCAGGCGUGUCAGAAGCACAUGAUGGCCCACAUGGAUGCCUCCAACUGUGUCGGCAUCUAUUAUUUUGCAAAGCAGAUUGGAGCUGAAGACUUAGCCGAUCGAUCGAGGAAAUAUUUGUACCAGCACUUUGCCGAGGUGAGCUUACAUGAGGAGAUCCUAGAAGUGGAGGUGCACCAGCUCCUGACGCUGAUUCAGUCGGACGACCUGAACGUGUCCCGAGAGGAGAGCAUUCUGGACCUCGUCCUGAGGUGGGUCAAUCAUUGCCCGGACCGACGCACAGAGCACCUCGUGGAGCUUUUGAAGCAGGUGAGGUUGCAGCUGGUCAGCCCUGCCUUCCUGAGACAAGCCCUGAGGAGGAACACGGCGCUCCUGUGCGAUGCGAACUGCAUCGACCUCAUUCAGAACGCGUUCAAAGCCAUCAAGACGCCCCAGCCGCAUGCCCUGAACCUUCGUUACGGCAUGGAGACCACCAGCCUCCUGCUGUGCGUCGGCACCAAUGCUUCAGGGAUCAGGUCGAGACACAGGAACUACGGGGACGCCAGCUUUUGCUAUGACCCUGCAUCACGGAAGACCUAUUUCAUCUCCUCUCCCAAGUACGGGGAGGGUUUGGGCACCGUGUGUGCUGGCGUCGUCAUGGAAGACAACACUAUCGUCGUGGCUGGGGAAGCCAGCGCCUCUAAACUCUCCAGACAGAGGAGCAAGAACGUUGAAAUCUACAGGUACCACGAUAGAGGAAACCAGUUUUGGGAGAAGUUAUGCACGGCAGAAUUUCGAGAGCUCUACGCUCUGGGCGCCGUCCGUAACGACCUCUAUGUGAUAGGAGGACAGAUGAAAGUUAAAAACCAGUAUCUUAUCACAAACUGUGUUGACAAGUACUCUGUGGAACGGGACACCUGGAAAAGGGUGUCUCCGCUUCCUCUGCAGCUGGCGUGCCAUGCGGUUGCCACAGUGGACAAUAAACUCUACGUGAUUGGAGGCUGGACCCCUCAGAUGGAUCUUCCUGACGAAGAACCUGAUCGAUUGAGCAACAAGCUGUUGAGAUACGACCCCAGCCAAGACCAAUGGACGGAGCGGGCGCCCAUGAAGUACUCCAAGUACCGGUUCAGCACAGCUGUGGUCAACAGUGAGAUUUAUGUUUUGGGUGGGAUCGGCUGCGUCGGCCGGGACAGGGGCCAGGUCCGGAAGUGCCUGGACGCGGUGGAGAUCUACAACCCGGACGGGGACUUCUGGAGAGAGGGGCCCCCGAUGCCCACGCCCCUGCUUGGGCUGCGCUCCAAUUCCACCAGCGCAGGCGCCGUGGAUGGGAAGCUCUACGUCUGCGGGGGCUUCCACGGAGCAGAUCGCCACGAGGUUAUCUGCAAGGAGAUCCUGGAGCUGGACCCCUGGGAGAACCAGUGGAACGUUGUGGCCGUCGACGUCCUCAUGCACGACAGCUACGACGUCUGCCUGGUGGCCAGGAUGAACCCCCGCGACCUCAUCCCCCCGCCAUCGGAUCUGGUGGAGGAGGGCGGGGGCCGCUGAGGUCAGCGUUGCCCAGGGGCCUCCCGUGGUGUCUGUGGCAGAGGCACUGGGCGUGGGGGUCCACACGUACAUCCGUCACCCAGGACACGUGGGUUCGCAUGAGUAGUGGCCCCCAAGCAGAGCAGCACGUGCUGGGCGCCGCAGGGGAUGUGGGUUAUGCAGACAGAGGGGACCCAGCCUUUGCAGUGUCUUCCCCAUGGUCGGAGGGUAAGGACGGAGCUGCCCGCUUCAGUCACAGUUGAGCAGUACCAGGAAACAGCCUUCUCUCAAAAUACAAUUUAGGAAUGUUGUUUGAACAGCC